AUGAAGGCCACACCCCUCUUUGCACCGCUGGCCCUCGCCGCCAUCGCCAACGCCAACAUUCUCCUCCCCCAGCGCAACGCCGCCCCCAUCGCCAUCGUCGAUCGCGCCCCUCAACACGACGACAGUGCCUGGCAGGAUCCCCAGGGCAAGAACCGCGGCCAGAGCGGCGUCCUCGUGUCUACCGAUACCACCGCCUACAGCCGCGGGCCUCUGGCAUCGCCCGUCUCAAUUACCAGCGCGCUUCCUGUGACGGGCACGCCAGCAGGCGAGGGACCUCUACCUACUCUCCCCAAGCUCAGCUCAGACACUAGAACCAACCCUGGCGGUGCCCCUCAGACCAGCGAGCCGGGCAGCUUUGUUGUCCAGACUACGAUGCCUACCAACACCAAGCCUGCGGCGUCAUCGAACGGAGCGGGAGGUUCAUCUGCCGCUGCUUCGUCUUCAGCACCGGCUGCGGCUAGUAGCUCUGCUGCAGCUGUAGCUCAGCGUGGACCCGUUGUUGCGGUAGCUGCUAUAGGUAUGGCAGCCGCCGCUCUUGUUCUAUAA
Molecule: messenger RNA, 546 nt
Organism: [Torrubiella] hemipterigena
Lineage: Eukaryota; Fungi; Ascomycota; Sordariomycetes; Hypocreales; Clavicipitaceae
Source: the annotation of a GenBank genome assembly